This is a messenger RNA of Cicer arietinum (chickpea), 1509 nucleotides long. The record is from RefSeq and is a predicted model, not a curated record. Lineage: Eukaryota; Viridiplantae; Streptophyta; Magnoliopsida; Fabales; Fabaceae.
AUGAAAGUUUUGUUUGGAUAUCAAGAUGUUCUUGAUAUGAUUACCGAUGGCAUUACUCCUCUUGGUAAAGAGGCUACAACAGCUCAAGAAGCGAAAUUCAAGGAAGAUAAGAAGAAAGACUACAAGGCCCUUUUCUUGAUCCAUUCUUGCGUCGACAGUGACAACUUCGAAAAAGUUGGCGAUUGCGACUCGGCGAAGACAGCUUGGGGUAUUCUUGAGAAAGCUUAUGCUGGUGCGGAUAAGGCGAAGGUGGUGAGGUUACAAACUCAUAAGCGGCAGUUUGAGUUACUUCAAAUGGAAGACAAGGAAACGAUUAACGAUUACGUGACGCACGUGACACGCUUGGGGAAUCAAAUGAAGUUGUGUGGUGAAGUCGUUUCCGAACAGAAUUUUGUGUCGAAGGUAUUGUGUUCUUUAACACCAACAUUCGAUAAUAUUGUGGUGGCGAUUGAGGAAUCGAAGGAUCUCAAGACGAUGACGAAAGAUGAACUUCAAAGUUCAUUGGAAGCUCAUGAACAAAGGAUGGACGAAAGAGGAAACGAUAAAGCCAAAGCAGAAGUUGCUUUGCAAGCCCGUUUCAACGAGAAGAAUAAGAAAUCGAAAGGGAAAUGGCCUUCUAGAGGAAAGAAAAACUUCCAGAAUUUUGAUGGAAAAGAGUCACAAAAUUCAAGGAAAGGUGAGGGCAGUUCCAAAGGUGAGGGUCAAGACAACUACAAGCCGUUCGACAAAAGCACCAAGAAUGCAGAAAAAUCUGCAAUAACGCAUUCGGAGAAAAGCGCAAUGGUAACAGUUCGAGAUGGAGCCCAAUGGAGAAAUGAGUGGUACUUGGACUCAGGUUGUUCGACAUAUAUGACGGGAAGAAAGGAUUGGUUCGUGAAGAUCAAUCAAGCCACGCGAAGUAGAGUGAAAUUCACGGAUGACACGACAUUAGCGGCCGACGGUGUCGAUGAUGUUUUGAUCAUGAGAAGGGAUGGUGGUCAUUCCUUGAUCAAAGAUGUGAUGUACAUUCCAGGAAUCAAGUGUAAUAUCUUGAGUAUUGGCCAAUUGCUUGAGAGGAAUUACAUGAUUUGGAUGGAAAACAAGGUUUUGCGCGUUUUGGACCAAAACGGUGUUUUGAUCCUUAAGGCUCCUAUGGCUGCCAAUAGGACUUUCAAGAUUGAGUUGGAAAUCAUGGAGCAUAGGUGCUUAGCUACAGCGGUAUGGUCUGGAUUCAAACCGAAUUUGAGUCAUUUGCGCGUUUUCGGUUCGGUAGCAUUUCAACAUAUUACGGGACAGCUUCGAAAGAAGCUUGAUGACAAGAGUGAAAUGAUGUUGCUUGUCGGAUAUCAUCCUACCGGAGGCUACAAGUUGUUUGAUGUGAGUAGCAAGAAGAUCGUAAUUAGUCGAGAUGUGAUCGUGGAUGAGGAAAAUCAGAAUUUUCAGCCUGCUGAAGGUGCUCUACAACAACCUUUCAGAACCGAAACAGGUGAAUCAAGUAGACGACCAACAAGGCGAAGAGGAUUGCCUUAA